GCCACUAAACCCCCUCCUCCACCUCAAAUCAUUGGGGGUCAGCCAGCCUAUACUGUCCACUGCCUACUGGACUCCCGCCGAGUUUGGGGUGGGCUACAGUAUCUCAUGGACUGGGAGGGAUACGGUCCAGAGGAGCGUUCCUGGGUUCCAUCCCAGGAUAUUCUGGAUCCAGGACUCCUCCAGGAUUUCCAUGCCCGGCAUCCUGAUCGUCCUGUGGGGAACGUCAGGAGACGUUCCUAAAGGGGGAGGUCCUGUCAGGAUCUGGACUGUAAUACAUCCUUUAGGCCACCAGAUGUUGACUUUGGGUUUUUUUCCUGUAUUUGAGUGUGUCUUGGUAAUUCCACCUGUGUCUUAAUUGUGUUGUGUAUUUAAGUUGCCCGUUUUGUAGCUGUCUUUGCUCAGUCUGUGUCCUGUCUACCUUGAGUAAGUGCUACCUUUUGUUGGACUGAAAACUUGACUGUCUAGACUUGCGCGUACCAAGCUUUCAAUCACAUCACACAAGGCAAUCACAUUCUGAGUUUCAUCAUCACAUAAUUGGUGUUUGGCUUUCUGUUUGUCUAAUGCUUGAGUGUAGUGGGGUGGGCUACAGGCAGAAAUCUCGAGAGAGCAGUUAAGAGUCGAGCCGCUUCUCCAGUUCAGUGUUGUGAACGUUCAUUAAUUAUUAACAGUUGACCCCGGAGACAAGUGUCUAAUUACACCAUCCUGUUUUUCCCUUUUGUUGAACAAACAAGGUAACUCUGUGGAGAUGUGUGACUCUUGCAGCCACCUCCCGGGUGGAUCUCCUCGCUAGUGCCAGUCCUCUCUGAUUCGUCAAGCCACUCGCUGGACAGCUUCAAACAUCUUUAGCCAGCGCACAACUCAAAUUGCACGGCACUGAAAAAUUCUGGAUAUGACGUCAGAAUCCCGGAUAUGACACCCAGACAGUUAAGAGCCUGCUGGGUAAUCCGAUGAGCCCAGCACAGUCCAUGAGAACCGGGAAUGUCGCGAAUUGAGAUGUGGUCUGAGGAGAAUUUGUCGCUAGUUCAACAGAUAUUUUGGUGAGUGGUAGCUAACAUCAGCGACACCAUGUUAGUUGGCAAACGUCACCAGUACAGGUGUGUGACCCAUGGAUCAGAACAGCAGCAGUGAGGAGCUGCAAGUAAUUAAUAGCGACCCCACGGUGGAGAGGAUUAAGAUGGCCAUAGUGCAAGUGCUGGUUUGGUUCUUUAUUUACAUUGACAUCAUCAUGCUCUUCACCUUAUUCAGUAAGCAGGCUUUCUGGGGCACCGCACGCUACAUCCUGUUUGCUCACACCCUGCUGGUGGACUCAAUCUACCUGCUGCUCACAGAACUGGUGGUGCUGCUUAGCUACAACUAUCUGCUCUUUCCUGUGAGCUCCUGCAUUCUGCUCUGCAUUAUCUUGGAGAUCGUUAGCAACUGCACACCAGUGACCAUCACUGCUAUGUGCUUAGAGCGCUAUGUGGCCAUCUGCAUGCCUCUGAGGCACGCUGACAUCACCACCACUGGCAGAAUGUUGGUUGUCAUCACCACCGUCUCAGCCUACAGCUCCCUCAUCCCUUUUCUGGACCUCUUUGUCCUGAUCAUCACGGCCCCGCCCGGCUACUUUGCCACGCCGACCUUGUGCCACUAUGAGAUCAUGAUUCUGACUGAGUGGCAUCGCUUCAUACGGGAUGUCUGGUAUCAAAUUGACAUAGUUUUGAUUGUGCUUAUCAUUCUGUUUUGUUAUGUUAAAAUCACGCUGGCAGCUCGGACUGCCUCCGGAGAGAAUAAGCAGUCUGCGUCAAAGGGGAGACACACGCUCCUGCUCCACGGCCUGCAGCUCAUUCUCUGCAUAGCUGACAAUUUGAGCCCUUACACUGAGAAAAUAGCGCUGGAGCACAGUCUGCAGCUAUACUUGAGUAUCCGAUACUCCAAUUAUGUGGCCUUGGGCAUCGUCUCCAGGGCUCUGAGUUCAAUAAUAUAUGGUCUCAGAGAUAAAAAGUUUUCCCUUGUUCUAAUGUAUUACAUCACCUGCAGGUUUAAUCACAAUAUAGCAGCUUAAAGACUCUUCAGAGAUGAAUCAGUAUAUCUGAAUAUAAAGACAGCACUACAUACGUCUGCAAGGUCUCUUUUGCUCUUGUGAAUAUGUCUGGGUCAAAUAUGCACUUGAAAUACUUGAACUCCUUAGACACCAGUGAAAUUUAAACACUUCUGAAGAUCCCUGGCAAUUUUACAAUGAAACGUAUGUAUUACUAAGCAUUGGCAAAAAUGUUUCUUUCAAAACUGCAGCAGUUUUACUGGUUAAAUAAUUUCUUAGGACAAACAUUAAAAAAUAAAUUAGGAAAUGACGUGUGUCAGUGUGGUUUCUAUUUUGAGAAGGAAAGAAUAAAAUGUGGUCUCAAAAUCG
Anguilla anguilla (European eel) is the source of this 2386-nucleotide messenger RNA. Its product is annotated as odorant receptor 131-2-like. The coding region runs from base 1106 to 2041 and encodes 311 amino acids. Lineage: Eukaryota; Metazoa; Chordata; Actinopteri; Anguilliformes; Anguillidae. Gene Ontology annotation, molecular function: G protein-coupled receptor activity. Gene Ontology annotation, biological process: G protein-coupled receptor signaling pathway. The record is from RefSeq and is a predicted model, not a curated record. Gene Ontology annotation, cellular component: membrane. The transcript has 3 exons.